UCUUUGGAGCUAUGGCCGCGCUCAUCACCCUUUGCGCACAGCCACCGAAUCCGAGCUCACCUAGGAACCCCUCAUCGAGCCCACUUAGCCAUAGGCACGUCGUCUACACCACCCCGGCUCACUACGCUCCGAGCCUAGAGCGCCGACUCCGAGCCCACCAGGCUCACCCUCUCUGGCUCCCCACCAUAUCAGUCCUCUCAACCCCUCACACCAAAACCCUAAUCCGAAACCACCUCCAGAAAACCCUAAUCAAUCAAUCCUCUGCAAUCGCCUUCACUUCCAGGGCUGCCAUUAACUCCUUCUCCGAGGCAUUAUCGGAAAUCCUAACCCUAAAUGGUCCUCCAUUAAGUGGAGAAGGAGAGCCUUUCUAUCUAUGUGCUCUAGGUCGAGACUCUGAGCUCUUGGACCAGAGAUUUGUUCUUUCUCUAUGUGAAAACCUUGAUAGGGUUAGGGUUUUUGUUCCCUCUGUCCCGACACCAAAAGCCAUGGCCGAGGAGCUUGGAGAUGGGCUCAACAGAGAGAUUCUUUGCCUUGUUCCCUUGGUUACGGGUUUGGAUGAGCCCAGUGUUGUUCCUGACUUUUUAGGGGCUUUGAAAGACCAGAAUUGGAGGCCAAUUAGGUUGAAUUCCUAUGAAACCAGGUGGGCUGGGCUUGAUUGUGCUGAGUUUUUAAUAAGCGAUGAAGCCAGUGAUGCAAUUGUGUUUACUAGUACAGCAGAGGUUCAGGGAUUAAUAAAGGGGUUGAAGAAGUUAGGAUUUGAGUGGGUAAUGGUGAGAGAGAAGAGGCCUGGUUUGGUUGUGGCUGCUCAUGGGCCUGUAACUGCUUUGGGUGCUAAGAAAUUGGGAGUUGACAUUGAUUUGGUGAGUUCUCGGUUCGAUAGCUUUGAUGGUGUCGUGAAUGCCCUAGCUCAGAGAUUUAUGAAGGGUGGUCAGCCAUGAAUUCUUCAGAGUGCACUUGAGAAGUGGGAGCUUUUGCCACUGGACUAAGAUUGUUUCCUUCAUCUUGUUAAAUUGGCCUGGCAAGCGGCGGAUUUCUUGUGGAGCUUGCUGAUAUCAUGGACAACAUACUGGGUAUUAAUGAGGUUCUUCUCUCUCUCUCUCUCUCUCUCUCUCUCUCUCUCAUGUUUAUAGACUUUUAUAGACUUCCAUUUGUAUGUACCUCUCAACCUGAUGUGUCCUCAGUAUGUGAUCCAAGGUAAGUUGGUUAUGAAAGGAGUACUUGGUAAAAGGAAAAAAAAUAAAGAAAAGAGUUCCACUUACUAUGGGGCUAAGGAUCUCUUAGUUUUUAAUAGAGUUUUAGGCCUCGUCUAGCUGCUGCCCCAAAGCACAUUUCCGUGCGGUUGGAGUGGUGUUUUGGGUGGCAUUGAGUGUGUUGUACAGGCACUCCUUUGGAUACCACUUUAGACUCCCAUCCAAGUGUGCAAGCACUAAAAAAACUCUGCCAUUUUGUAUUUGAGAUUAAAAUCCAAAAUGCUAGUUUGGAUCCGACUUCCAAAACAUUGCAUUUUUGUUGGAAUACUACACGUAUAUUGACCAAAUCACGUGUUGCAGCUGGCCUAUCGGUUAAAAUGAUUAUGUCAGCUGGCUAGUGCGCUAGCGGUACAUUGUCACUAGAUUGCAUAACCAACCUGAUAAACUCAGUAGAUGCUUGUAGGCCCAAAAUGACCAUGACAAGCUCUUCGUCUUGUUUAGGCCUGCACGAGCUAAUUUCUUGAUUUUUAGUGAUCUCUUGCUCCUUCUAUCCAUUCAAAUAUCAGCUCAUGAAUUUCUAAUCCAUCUCUUUCUCUCUCUCACACACGCACACACACACACAAUCACACACACCCACCCACAAGCACCCACAUCCACACCCACACACAGAAUCCAUGGCUGAGCAGGCUGCCCCUCAUUCGGCAUCAACUUGAAAGUGAUUGUUAGUUAUUCCAAGGAACUACAAAUGAUGGUUCUUACUUUCAAUUGGCGGAGCUUUGGUUGGAUUUGGAUGAAGAUGGGCUGGUUAUGCAAAUGGUAUUCUAUUCCUAGAUUUGGACAUAUUUAAUAGUUGUAUUGCAGUAGAUAUGGGUUCUUUCCCUCUUUUUUUUUGUGCUCAUUAGUUGGGAAUUUAACUAAUGAGCACAAAGUUUUUUUUUGCUCACUAAUUAAGUGUUGGGUGAGUGUGGCCA
Messenger RNA from Amborella trichopoda, 2161 nucleotides. RefSeq lists its product as uncharacterized. Gene Ontology annotation, biological process: tetrapyrrole biosynthetic process. Gene Ontology annotation, molecular function: uroporphyrinogen-III synthase activity. The record is from RefSeq and is a predicted model, not a curated record. Lineage: Eukaryota; Viridiplantae; Streptophyta; Magnoliopsida; Amborellales; Amborellaceae.